AUGACAAUGAAAAAAAUCAAGAAUAUGUUAGGGCAAUAUAGAAAGUCAUUACCGGAGGCUUAUCGAUUAGAACAACAUGUCCGCGACACUUUACAAAUGAACGUUGGAAAUCUUUCUCUGAAGGAAUUCAAGAAGUCGCUAGAGAAAGCAAAUUCGCUUGGGAGGCUAUCAAUACUUGCCUUUGUAUUUCUCCCUCUCUCUUUGGUAACAUCAUCUUUCGGUAUGAACAUCAGUGAGAUGACUGGCAAUGGCGCUCCGUGGAAAAUCUUUCUCAUAGUUGCUGCUAUUUUAUGUAGUCUGGGAGUUGUUCUCUUCCUUUGGAUAUUCAGGAAAUCCCCAAGGGUCCUGAGUUUUCAUUUUGCCUGCUCUUAUCCACCCGUUUGGAUUCUCAACUGGGUUAAUGAGCAAACGUUCAGUCAUACUGGUUUGUGGCUUUGGUGUGGUAAAUAUCUUGGUAGAUUCUAG
Botrytis porri is the source of this 465-nucleotide messenger RNA. RefSeq lists its product as uncharacterized. Gene Ontology annotation, cellular component: membrane. The coding region runs from base 1 to 465 and encodes 154 amino acids. The transcript has a single exon. The record is from RefSeq and is a predicted model, not a curated record. NCBI's taxonomy places the organism in Eukaryota, Fungi, Ascomycota, Leotiomycetes, Helotiales, Sclerotiniaceae. Gene Ontology annotation, biological process: metal ion transport; transmembrane transport. Gene Ontology annotation, molecular function: metal ion transmembrane transporter activity.